GGGUAACCUAGUAACGAGGGUGAGUGCUGUAUAUAUGUAAUACUUGUCUUUCCGCAAACUUUCAUCUUCAUUUUCCGCUUCGGCUCGGUUAGGUUUUCCUUCCUCGUGUUUGCCCGGAACUACUUCUCCACUCAUCGUUUAAAAUGUCUGAUGUGGAAGAGUAUCGCUGCUUCAUUGGUGGCCUUGCAUGGUCAACAUCUGAUAGAAAAUUAAAGGAUACAUUUGAAAAGUUCGGCAAGCUUGUUGAGGCAAAGGUUGUUGUUGACAAGUUCUCUGGGCGUUCACGUGGUUUUGGAUUUGUCACAUUUGAUGAAAAGAAAGCAAUGGAAGAGGCUAUUGAUGCUAUGAAUGGGAUGGAUUUAGAUGGGCGGACUAUUACUGUUGAUAGAGCCCAGCCUCAACAAGGAUCAACUAGAGAUGAUGGUGAUCGCUACCGGGAGCGUGGUCGUGAUCGUGAUCGUAACCGAGAUUAUGGAGGUGGAGGGGGCCGAGGAUCUAAUGGUGGUGAAUGCUUUAAAUGUGGAAAACCUGGUCAUUUUGCUAGGGAAUGCCCUGGUGAAGGGUCCAGGGGUGGCGGAAGGUAUGGUGGUAGGGAAAGUAGAUAUGGUGGAAGCAGUGGUGGUGGUGGUAGUCACUAUGGUCCAGAUAGAAAUGCAGAUCGUUCUUCAGGGGGCCGCAACAGGGAUGGCGGUAGUCAUGGAGAUUCCGGAAAUGAUCGAUAUCAUCGUGAUCGUGCAGGACCGUAUGAGCGAGAGCGACGGGGAUCAGGAGGCUUUCGUUGAUAUAAUUUAAUCUUUCAAUGAGCUUUAAAAUUGAAGAGGUCGCUGUCAAUGCUUCAACUUUAUUUUUCAUUCCCACUUCACAAUGCUCUGGACUUCUGGGAUUGUUGUUUGGAUGGAUCAUUGAUACCAGUAUUUUGAUAUGCAAUACUCAGCACAUUUUGCAAACUCUUUAUGUUCCUAAAUGCUGAUCUUUUGGUCUAGUGAAAUCUUAUGCAUACUUGACUUGCGGUCAAA
This is a messenger RNA of Vigna angularis (adzuki bean), 1016 nucleotides long. Its product is annotated as glycine-rich RNA-binding protein RZ1A. Gene Ontology annotation, molecular function: zinc ion binding; RNA binding. Lineage: Eukaryota; Viridiplantae; Streptophyta; Magnoliopsida; Fabales; Fabaceae. Bases 144 to 782 code for a protein of 212 amino acids. The record is from RefSeq and is a predicted model, not a curated record. The transcript has 4 exons.